This is a messenger RNA of Cladophialophora yegresii CBS 114405, 1926 nucleotides long. RefSeq lists its product as uncharacterized. NCBI's taxonomy places the organism in Eukaryota, Fungi, Ascomycota, Eurotiomycetes, Chaetothyriales, Herpotrichiellaceae. The record is from RefSeq and is a predicted model, not a curated record. Bases 1 to 1926 code for a protein of 641 amino acids. The transcript is spliced from 2 exons. Gene Ontology annotation, molecular function: DNA-binding transcription factor activity, RNA polymerase II-specific; transcription cis-regulatory region binding; zinc ion binding. Gene Ontology annotation, cellular component: nucleus. Gene Ontology annotation, biological process: positive regulation of transcription by RNA polymerase II.
AUGUCCGCGACAAGCAAGACCGCCAAAUCUCGCUCUGGCUGCCGGACUUGCAAACAACGAAGGGUGAAAUGCGACGAAACCAAGCCGUCCUGCAGACAGUGUGCUCUCAAGAGUCUAGAAUGUCCGGGAUACGCGACUCGAUGGAAGUGGUCGACCAAACAUGAACAGAUCCAACGUGCUCCUGUUUCAAAGAGGGCGAGGGUUAACAAGCCAUCCGAUUCCGCAGAAGAUACUCCGGAAGUAGGGUCCUCGCCACGCUCUCAUCGGCAAGAGAGUGCAGGGAACCAUCUCAAGCAUGUAGAGUCCGUCUCGGAGAACGGCGAUACUGCCGCCUUGGAUGAUGAGGCAGAGCAAGCCCUGUUGAAUGGAGAUUGGGAUGAUGUCUUGCUACCCACCUUCCAGUCGUCGUCCACUCCUCGAAGCCUCUCCAUGUCGGAAACUACAAGAACAACAACACCUGCACGGCACUCUUUCGAUGUGGCACCGUGGGUAUGGCAAUCCCCAGACACCAUCCUCAGCAACGUGCAGAUUCAAGUGGAUUUCUUCUCUGAGAAGGUCUGCAAGGCUCUGACAGCGGUCGACUCGAUGAACAACAACCCAUUCAGGCAGGUAGCGUUGUCACGGACCAAGGACUCGCUCUUGUUUUUCUCCCUGUGUCGGUACCUCACCGCGGCGUUCCUGAACUCGAGCGCUUCGGACGCCACCAGUGCGUUGGUCGUGCAGAACGCACAGAUGGAGACGCUGCAACGGUUGCACAAUGCCGUGGCCCAGCUGGAUUACGACGUGCUGACGAGAAUGAAGGCUGAGGACAUUUUGAUGGCCAUCAUCAUGUUCGGGCUCAGUACGAAUUGGGAUGGGUCUAACAGUCCGAGCAUCUUGCAUUACAAUGCCGCGGUCCGGUUGUAUACGCAUGCCUGUUGCGGUCAUGAGGAGCUCUUCCUCCACUCGCUGGUGUACUGGUGGAUGGGACUCGCGUUUGUCACGGACACCACCAAGGAGUGUCUGUUAGAGCCCCCGCCUCUCGAGCGUGGCAAUCACGGGGAGGCUGCCAAAAGGAUUCCGCAUCCCCUGGCUGGCGUGUCCCCCGCGGCGCAAAGACUGCUCGGCCGUGCCGGCUCGUUGAUCUACGCCCAAAGGCUGAGGUGCCGGGAGAAAUCGUUUCCCAGCAUGAAUCAGUUGCAAAAGGAAUACGAGGCCGUACAGCGGGCGCGCAGCCUGGAAGAGGAGACCUUGUCACUGCAACUGCCAAGGGCCAACAAAUUUGUCGACGUCGGUGAUACCGCGACCCCGAUACAGGACCUCAUCAACACGGCAGAAGUUUAUCGACUUGCCGCCCUCAUUUUGCUGUAUCGAGCAUUCCCCGAUCUGCUCAACGGCAGACUGCGGCUCGACGAAGACGGAAACGAGGCUGAUGCCAGAGAGCGACGAUUGCGGUGGGUGACGGCGCUGGCCAUUCACGCCCUUGACAUUCUCCGCCAGAAUUCCCCUCACUCGGGUACCCGCAGUAUUGAGUCGAUCCUGCUGGUCAUCAUUGCAGGCGAACUGCAAAAGCGUACGUGUUCAUCACAGAUCUCUUGCGUAACGAAUGAGACUAAGAGCGAGAGUCCGAGCCUUGGGCCAUCGAUGGCUGCAUCCACGCCUCUACCGACAAGUCCUUUUGAUCGCUUUACGGCUCUGCACGAUUGUGUCCGAAGCGUCUUCCACAUCGGCCACCUUUGCGAAACUUCAGGGUUGGACCGCAUCUACGAAGCUCGCAGGGCACUCCUCAAGCGCCUCCAAUCGAUCCGCGACAUCUUGCCAUACAGGUUGCUGGAGCGUGUGCAAGAGCUUGUGCUCAAAACCUGGGACGCCGGUGACAAUGAUAACCCGGAAGUCUUCUGGAUUGAUGUUAUGAUUGACAAUGAAUUGAAGUUCCUGCUAGUGUGA